AUGGUCAUCUUCAAGUCAAGACAACCGCCAAUUGACUCACCAACGGAUCUUACUGAUUGGGACUGGCUAUUCGAAUCUGCAUACUCUCCAAUCAGAAACUACCCCUCCAACGAGCUCGCAGGCUUCCAGAAUGCGUUGACAAAAGAGCGGGUGAAUUGGGCAGACGUAAAGCGGUAUUCGACAUACAUUUCGACAGCGCUGGUCAAGAACUAUGGCCUCAAAGAAGGAGAGACAGUAUCUCUAUUCAGCCAUAAUACCGUUUGGUAUCCAGUCGCCAUGUUUUCAGGCUUGAGGGUUGGAGCAAAAAUCAGCGGUGCAUCGCCAGCAUACAACAUCGAAGAAAUGACGUUUGCGCUCAAGACUGCGGAAGCAAGGUUUCUCAUGACCACACCAGGCAGUAUGGAGAUUGCUUCGGCGAGCGCCAAAGCUGCAGGGCUCCCGCAAUCGAAUGAUCUGAUCCGCAUCGGCAAGACACAUGGAGAAGCUGGGCAAGCGCCCGCAUUCAAGCUGGAGCCAGGCAAGAAGAACAAGGACGUCUGUGGCUUUCUUUCAUUUUCCAGUGGAACAACAGGGCUUCCCAAAGCUGUAAUGAUCUCCCAUCAGAAUGUCAUUGCGCAGUGUCUUCAAAUUCAACAGAUUACACCGACUACGCAGAAGAAGAUCAUGGCUGUUCUUCCGCUCUUUCAUAUCACUGGUCUCGUACACCAAAUGCACUUGCCCAUCUUACUGAAUGCCGAAGUAGUCAUGCUACCACAGUUCACCAUGGAAGGCAUGCUAAACGUCAUUGUGGAGUAUAAACUUGCGGAACUUCUCCUCGUACCUCCCAUUCUAAUCAGACUGGUCCGCGAUCCACUCGUGGACAAGUACGACCUGAGCCACAUCACUCGCUUCUCCUCAGGCGCAGCCCCCCUCUCUGAAGAAAUCAUCCAGCAGCUUCAGAAGAAGUUCCCGCAAACGGGAUUCAAGCAAGGCUACGGCAUGACCGAGUCGUGCAGCUGUAUCACCGCACAUCCGCCCGACAAGUAUUCCUACAAAUACGCACACUCUGGCGGUGCCAUCGUGGCCUCCACCGAGGUCAAAAUCAUCAAGGACGACGGCACAGAAGCAGAUGUUGGCGAGGAUGGGGAGGUCCUCGCGCGUGGUCCACAGGUUGUCAUGGGCUACCUGGGCAACGACAAGGCCACGCGCGAGACCUUUGACGCAGAGGGUUUCCUGCACACGGGUGAUCGCGGCAACAUUGACAGCGAAGGCAUGAUCCACAUCACCGACCGCAUCAAAGAACUCAUCAAAGUCAAAGGCAUCGGCGUCGCUCCCGCAGAACUAGAAGACCUGCUUCUCGGCCAUCCCAGCGUAGAAGACGUCGCCGUCCUCAGCAUCCAAGAUGAGUAUUCCGGAGAGCUGCCAAAGGCGUAUAUUGUACUCAAACCGGCGGUGGUGCAGACCUCUGCCGUGGCAAGGGAAAUUAUGGCCUAUGUCAAGCAGAAGAAGAUGCGGUAUAAGUGGAUCAAGGAAAUCGAGUUUAUCGAUGAGAUCCCCAAGAGCCCCUCGGGAAAGAUUCUAAGACGUGUGUUGAGAGAUAAAGAAAAGGCUGGGCAAUUUGGGAUGGUGGUUCGCGAUGAAGAGAGGGCGAAAUUGUAG
This is a messenger RNA of Plenodomus lingam JN3, 1638 nucleotides long. Lineage: Eukaryota; Fungi; Ascomycota; Dothideomycetes; Pleosporales; Leptosphaeriaceae. The record is from RefSeq and is a predicted model, not a curated record.